Molecule: messenger RNA, 2916 nt
Organism: Chionomys nivalis (European snow vole)
Lineage: Eukaryota; Metazoa; Chordata; Mammalia; Rodentia; Cricetidae
Gene: Il33
Product: interleukin 33
Exons: 8
Coding region: 153-959 (268 amino acids)
Biological process (GO): positive regulation of inflammatory response; positive regulation of cytokine production
Molecular function (GO): cytokine activity
Source: RefSeq, a predicted model, not a curated record
CAGCUUUUGCAAAGAGAAACCUUAGGGACUAUGGAGCUCUCCCUCCCUCCCUAAUUCUGAGAAAGAAGUCGUUGCUAAGAGAAGUAAAGCCCAUGAGAGAUAGCCACUACUAACUCAUGAACGCCGUCUGCUUUCCUUCUGAAACUUGAAAAAUGAGACCUAAAAUGAAAUAUUCAACUUCCAAAGUUUCCUCAGCUAAGCUGAACAAUGCAACAGGCAAAACCCUGGUCAAAAUUCACAAGCUACCAAAAUACCAACAGAAGACCAGAGAAAUUUGCCACAUCUACCAAAUGAAGCUCCGUUCUGGCCUCAUCAUAGGAAAGACCUGUUACUUUGAGAAAGAAUCCACCAAAAAAUAUUGGCAAAAAUCAAGUAGAAGGCCUGGAAGGGACUUCUCUGUUGAUGUGCAGAACAGCCCGCCUGGUUCAGUCCGUACAAGAGCUAAGAGUUCUAAAGAAGGUGCCAGACGACUUGACAUAGAGAGUACCAAAGGGAUUUCACCUGUUACAGAAUCUCAUGCCUCCCUAAGCACAUUCAAUGACCAAUCUGUUAGUUUCAAAGUUCUGAAGGACGGACGCUAUGUGAUCAAUGUUGAAGAUUCUGGAAAGCUCCAAGAAAACGACAAGAUGUUGCUACGUUACUAUGAGUCUUCACAGUUCUCAAAUGAUUCAGGUGAUGGUGUGGAUGGUAAGUUGCUGAUGGUGGACAUGAGUCCUGUGAAAGACACAGACAUCAGGCUGCAUGCCAACAAGCAGAACCACUGUGUGAAGCUCGAAAAGUGUCAAGCUCCACUGCCACCAGCGGUCUUUUUCGUCGUUCACCAAAAGGCCUCCGACUAUGUUUCAUUCGAAUGUAGGAAUCUGCCUGGGACAUACAUAGGAGUGAAAGAUAACCAGCUGGCUCUGCUAGAAGGAGAGAAAAAUGACGAUGAAAAUAUUAUGUUUAAGCUUUCUAAAUAAGAAGCUUGUGGGUCCUGGGUUGAACGACUUAAAGUCACCACCAAAGAAAGGAUGAGAGGAAGCAAUAGACACCUAAGGGAAUGGCUUAAGAUGCUCUGGAGUGUUGUCUUUUUAUAUAUAAAAAUUCUUUUCUUUUUCUCUGUACCACUACGCAUUCAAUAAGAACAUGCAUAUAUAGCACAGGGCAUUGGUAAAGAAACUGAGAGACAUUUAGCCUUGGCUUCUACGUUUGUCGGCUCCGAGAUCUGAACGAAUUUACACUUCCAGAUUUCUUCAGGUGAGCAAGCACCAUAGCUCAUGCUAGGCUUUAGACAAGGGUUCAUUUUAAAAGCCUUAAAAAGAAUACGUGGUUUCUCCCCGGUUCUAAACAGAAGGUUGAAAUCCUAGAGUAGCUAGCGGAAGACCACCCGCUGCACAGACUGACCACAUCUCAACUAGAACAGAACACCAGCUGCCCCCACCUCCCCCCGGGGCAACCCUCAGACCAGCUCUUUCUGUCAAGAAGCCUAGUGCUCCAGAUGCCUUCCUACCUGGACAGGUUAAGAUAAAUCUGUGAAAAAGCAGGAUAGCUGAAAAAAAAAAUAAAGAAAAAGAAAGCCAGUAUUUGUAAAGUGGAAAAAUGUUACCUCUACUUCUUUCCUUGGGGCAGGGGGUUGGGGACAGGGUUUCUCUGUGUAGCCCUGGCUAUCCUGGAACUUGCUUUGUACAUCAGGCUGGCCUCGAACUCACAGAGAUCCACCUGCUUCUGCCUCCCAAGUGCUGGGAUUAAAGGUGUGUGCCACCACCACCCAGCUCUUUGUUUCCUUUUGAAAAUUCUGAUAUCUUUUUAAGGUAACAGUUUAAGUUUAAGCAAGCCAAGCUUAUGUUUAAAAAAGGAACACAUUUUAGUUCACAACUGUGGUUGAAAUCAUUGGCUGUCUUUACUAAACUUAAACUCUUCUGUGAGUACUGAACAGGCCGUGUAUUAGGGUAUCCACGUAGGAAGGGACCUCACAGAGCAGUCAGAAGUCCUCCUACUAGGAAGACACCGAACUAACUUCACAUUCUCUGUAGCUUAUGUUUGCAGCACACCGUGUCUUUCAAUAGCUGGCUAUGGCCUAUGUUCGCAGCACACUGUGUCUUUCAAUAACUGGCUAUGGACUAUGGUUUGUGGCACGCUGUGUCCUUCUCGCCUGUUUCCAAAAAGCUAUCACUAUGAAUGUGCGCAUCAACUUGGAGGGAAUUUCUCUAUGGCUCGCUUUUCUUACACACAAAUUCUUUCGUUGCUUGGAUUCACAGUAGCACUGUUCACUGGGGGAUAUGUUAGCUGAACUCUCUCCCUUUCUCUGGUUCUUUUGACCAACGUAUCUUUAACAUAUCUCCUACUCCCUAAACUUCAUUUUUGUUUUCUCUGACGCCUAUGCACUAACACUUUGAUUCCGCUGUUCUACUUUACACUCUAGAAUUUUAUAUAUGCUGACUAGUUACAAAGUUGUUCACUAAACGUUUUUGUGUGAUUUACUGUUACUGAAGUAGUGGGAUUUAUAUUCAACCAUACAGUAAUGUUUGAAGAUACUAAAGGAAUAGCUGGAUCAUUUAGACAAUAGCAAUUUCUACUACAUUUAUUGGCUUCAAAUUUACAGUAAAUGCAAAAGAUAAUAACAGAAAGCAUACUCUAAAAGCACAAGCUUUUAAUUUCAACUGAUGAAAGCUAUUAUAUAUAAUACCUGGUUGGAUGUAUGAAAAAAAGAGGCUGGGGAUUGCUGUAUACGAUCAUACAAUUAUAGCAUGAUAUAACUGUUUCACUAAUUUUCUUUUACUGUUUUAGUAUAGAGACAAAAGUGAAACCAGAAUCUAUGUCACCUCCCUGGAAACCUCGAUGUUAUCUAUAUGAAUUUGUACCAUGUACUUAAAAUAAUAAUUAAGUAGUCAAAUAGGUCCAUGACAUUGUUUAUAACCUUGAAUAAACUAUUUAUCA